This is a messenger RNA of Betta splendens (Siamese fighting fish), 2103 nucleotides long. Its product is annotated as protein mono-ADP-ribosyltransferase TIPARP-like. Gene Ontology annotation, molecular function: metal ion binding; NAD+ poly-ADP-ribosyltransferase activity. The record is from RefSeq and is a predicted model, not a curated record. Bases 248 to 2098 code for a protein of 616 amino acids. The transcript is spliced from 6 exons. NCBI's taxonomy places the organism in Eukaryota, Metazoa, Chordata, Actinopteri, Anabantiformes, Osphronemidae.
GACUUCUAUAUACUACUGAAACUACUUUAUAAACUGGUCAAUUACGGGAAACACAUUGUGCUUAGCUGCUAUUAAGACUGUUUAUACACAGUCAUAUGCUCGAUACUGAGUCAUUUAAUAAUAAUAAAUAUCACUAAGGCAUUGCUAUUUCCAUUUAGCCGUUUUGUGUCCACCCACUGACCUCUGCAGCCGAACGUCGCUCCUGCUCCCUUUGACGGUGAAACCAAUUUGUUUUAGGUGCAUCCUCAUGGCGGGCGUUUCAUCCACCAGUGGAGCAAAGAGAAAGAUGGCUGCCCAGGAGUCAGACCACCCACCUGAACCCCUUAAAAUCACUCUGCUGAGCUCGGCUCUCCUGUUGGAAAUCCCCGCUGAAACCAACACCAGCCUCCCAGUGUGGGAGGCCAUGAGGUCCCAGCACGUUGACGUCACCUGGACCGUCAGACCCUACAGCAUCAGUGUUCAUUUCACCCCUGCGGUGCCUAAACAAGGAACGUCCGCCGUUAAAAGCAAAACCGGCGUCUUGGGACAGAGCUCCACGUUUUCUCCCAUCGCCAGCCAGCAACACGGCCGCUGCCAGAGCGCCCCGUGCGUCCUGCUGACCUUCCCUCAGGGCACCCAGCUGAUGAUGCCCAACCCUCCAGCUCAUCCACAGGCCGACUCCAUCACCGUCUCCCUGCCUCUCAUCUUCACCCAGCCCCAGACAACCCAGCAGCCCACCCAACAGCCCGGCUGGGUGCCAGUCAGCAUCCCCACCCCGACGACUGCCCCAACAAAGAUGCACGACUCGUCAAAGCCGCCCGUACUCUCUACUUUUCACACCAAGUACUCCUCUGAAGUCAAGAUCUGUGACAACUUCCUCCUAAAUACAUGUUCCGAGGGGGGGAAGUGUAGGAAGCACCACACACCCUACCCGUUCCACUGGCAGCUGUGGUGUCCGACCAACCACCAGUGGGUCGACGUCUCUCCUCGCGCUCAGAUUUUGCUCGAGAGGACGUACUGCAACGUCAGCCACGACGUUAUUUUCCUCAAGGAUGGAAAUUGCUGCUUCACUCUCAGCUGUGACUCCAUGGAGUUGGACGACUCACUGAAAUAUGAUGCGAUUCGACGGCUGGAAAACUCGUCUGAUGAGUCAGACAACCGUUACUUUCCCAGCAAAUGGAAAAUCUACUGGUGGGGCAACACCUCCUGGGUAGAGUACCACAAGAGUGUGUCCACGUUGCUGCUGGAGAAGGUGCGUAAAAAGGACACUUCCUGUUUCUUCAACAUCGGCUCAGAACAAUACAAGCUGGACAUCAUCAGGAUGAUCCAGACCAAUGUCCAUACGGGGUUUGAGAGAAGAGUCCGCUGCAGACCCAUGUACCGCUCCCCUGAGUCCAUGCAGCCUCACUUACAGACAGGAAUAACAGAUCCCACCGAAGCUCCACUGGAUCCUUCUAGAGCAAACUUCAGCGUGGACCCCCUGGAGGAGUUCAGCUCCUGGUAUCCUCCGGUGUGGCAUCUGCCCUCGGAUGAGGACUUCAGCCUGGUGGAUGUUCCAGCAGGGACAGUGGCCUACCGCAGGGUCCAAGACCUCUUCUAUGAGAGCAUGCCAGAGACCAGCGUGGACAUCAUCAGCAUCCAGCAGAUCCAGAACCUCCUCCACUGGGACCGGUAUCAGAGGCAGAAGGUUCACAUGCAGAAGCAGGACCCCAAGGAGCCACUGGAGAGGCACCUCUUCCACGGCACAGGGAAAGAGGCCUCGGAGGACAUCUGCCACAACAACUUUGACGCUCGCAUGGCUGGGCUCCACGGGACGUCCUGUGGAUCUGGCUCCUAUUUCUCCACCACCUCCUCCUACUCCAACACUUUUUCAAACCAGCUGGGGAAAGAUGAGGUCUGCCACAUGUUCCUGGCCAAGGUUCUGGUGGGGAAGGUGUGUAUUGGAGGGCACGACAUGCACCGACCACCACCGGUCCACUAUAGGAAGCAGUAUCUGCUUUAUGAUGCCUGUGUGGACAACAUGGACAAACCCACCAUGUUUGUAGUUUUUGAUAGCUGCCAGUGCUACCCGUACUACCUGAUCAAGUACAAGGCCCUAUGCCUGGAAAUCGAUAUCUGAUGUAA